Molecule: messenger RNA, 2451 nt
Organism: Juglans microcarpa x Juglans regia
Lineage: Eukaryota; Viridiplantae; Streptophyta; Magnoliopsida; Fagales; Juglandaceae
Product: membralin-like protein At1g60995
Exons: 15
Coding region: 151-2166 (671 amino acids)
Biological process (GO): positive regulation of ERAD pathway; response to endoplasmic reticulum stress
Cellular component (GO): endoplasmic reticulum
Source: RefSeq, a predicted model, not a curated record
UUCACGCGGCGCCUCAAACGUAUCUCCGAGGAUCAAUAACUGCGUCCCCGGUCUGACUCAAAGUAAUAGAGCUUUGGAAUAGUACGUCACUUCCUCGGGAAAAUUCCUUGUUUUCGUUCUCUCAUUCCAUCGCACAGAGAGAGGGGGGCGAUGGAUCCGGAGCAGACGUUCAUACGCGUGCAAGAGCGAUUCUCGCAGAUGCUGAGGCCCAAACUGAGAGCUGCUUUGGAGUACUUUUAUCUUUUUGUCGCCAUCACCUUGUUCUGUAUUCUCGUUGUUAUGCACGCCAAUUACGUUCAACAGCCUGGCUGUUCAAGUGAGCUCUCUGGUGUUGAGACAACAGAAGCCCAGCUUAUUCACAUUAAGAUAACUACUGCAGGGUUGUGGUCACAGAAUGAGACUGAAUCUAAUGUGAUAGAUGUCCCUGAUAUAGAAACUGUGACGGAUAAAUUAGAAGUUGCAAAUGUGGAUGGAGAUGGAUUGACAUUUUUGGCUGCAAAGUUUUGGUUAAAUUGGAUUGGUUCUGGUGCUAGAAGGGGCAAACUAGCAUGGAAACUCUGGAAGACCGACACUGAACUUAUUGAGAACCAAGCAGAACCUUCAAUGAGUAGUCAAAUCUCCAAGCCAACAGUUGAUGAUGCAGUCAAAACUGAUAAAGAGGAGCGACGUAGUAGUUUCCCUUUAUCUGCCAGAGAGACAUUUAGAGCAGCAGUAUUUCACUUUGGCAAAAAGUGGUACAAGCGUUUGCUAUUCAUUUGGAGACACACAAUGCAGGUCAUUAGAAGUUUCUGGAAGUUGUGGAAUCUUGCAGGUAUACAUCUGAAUAUUGAUAUUCCCAAGUGGUUGCAUAUACUUCAUUUGGACAGGCUUAAUUCAUAUGCAGUGCAAUGGCUCGAGAAGAGAAUUAAAGCAUUUGAACCAACUUACAUGUACACCAAGGAAAAGGGAUAUUUCUUGCUUCCUGAAGAAGCUAAGUCUCGCCAUAAGAUUCGUACUGUUAACAUCAGCAUAUCGGCUCGGCAUUCUUGUUUUGGGAAUAGGUGGCAGCAACUGCUCAUAAACAGCAUCGUUGGAUAUGAUACUAUUUUGAUGAAUAGUUUAUUGACUUCUCCUGGUCAAGGUUAUCUCUAUAAUUAUCAGACAAAGGAGUUUUAUAAUCUUAGUUAUCCUCAAGAACCCCCAGAAGGUCCUGCUAGAUUUGGAGACUACCUGGUGACCAAGUGUGGCGUGCUUAUGAUGUCGCUGUUUGUGUUCUUUACGACUACAAUGUCAGUUUCAUUUACAUUAAGAGAGACACAGAGUCGCAUGCUGAAGUUUACAGUGCAGCUUCAACACCAUGCUCGACAUCGGCUUCCAACAUUUCAACUAAUCUUUGUGCAUGUAAUUGAAUCGCUUGUCUUUGUACCGAUUAUGAUAGGUAUCCUAUUUUUUCUGUUCGAGUUUUAUGAUGAUCAGCUGUUGGCUUUCAUGGUCUUGAUUCUUGUCUGGUUGAGUGAACUCUUUACACUAAUCAGUGUCCGGACGCCAAUAUCAAUGAAGUUCUUUCCUCGCUUCUUUUUGCUCUACUUUCUGGUUUUUCACAUUUAUUUCUUUUCCUAUGCUUAUGGUUUUUCAUAUCUUGCUCUCUCUACAGCAGCAGCAUUUAUGCUGCACCUCAUUCUCUACUUCUGGAACCGAUUCGAGGUACCUGCUUUACAAAGGUUUAUGCAAAACCGUCGAUCACAGCUUCAGCAGCAUCCAGACUUCCACAUAACCUCCUCAACCAUCCUUGCAUCUACUUUGCACAUCACAAGAUUGAACACAAGGAAUCCUGGUGCCGUUUCCCCAGACCUGACCUCGGGGACUGGUUUGAGACCUGGAUCUGACCAAGCAAUGCCAGCAAAUGGAGGAGUAGACGUUUCUGGGCUUCAGGAACAGGCAGAAAGUGAAAACAGGGUAGGGAACCCCAUGCAGAUGCCUGGACAACCUAACCUACAGCAAGCAGAUAAUGGUCCCAACCCUGGGAAUAUGAAUUCAUUCAGUUCGCUUCUGUUAUGGAUCUUAGGAGGGGCCUCUUCUGAAGGUUUGAACUCAUUCCUUUCCAUGUUCAGAGAUGUGAGAGAGCAAGGACAAGUUUUUACUGAAUCUCCUGGGCAGGACAAUCCUGCAAAUCAAAAUGUGCGAUAGCGUAAACGGUUUGCGUGGUGCUUUGUUAGUGUUAGAUUGUAAUAGAUAUGCAUGUUGAAUAGCAUAUAUAUAUAUAUAUAUAUAUAUAUAUAUAUAUUGUACAGAAAUGACCAUCGGAAUAUGUCACAGGUCAGACGUAGUUCAUUUAUCCAAGGACUGGGAGGGUAUUUGAUGUGUUGGAUUGGCGAGAUUGUAUUUUAGGAUCUGUCAUCUGUGCCAUUUGAACGGUUAUUUGCUUCGAUUUUGACAUUACCUGAUGGCAAAAUAAGUUGCAGGGUGUGUCCU